AUGUUCGUCAAUCGUCGCCCCGUUGAACGCGAGUCACCGAGGGGCGGCGCCUUCGCGCGCAAGAAGGUGCUCACUUACGACGAUGAGUAUUUUGAGAGCUUGGAAUUGGAGCUUGAGCUGCAGGACAAGGCGAGGGCCGCGUUUCGGGAGCGCUCAGACUGGGUGUGUCUACGCUCAGAGGCUGGUUGGGUCGUGCGAUCUACCCCCGCUUGCGCGACGCAUGAAGAUUUCAGACGAGGCCAUAUGGCGCACUCGGGUGUUGCCGCGGAGGCGUUGGCCCUCGUAUUCUACUACAUGGCGGCCGUAGAACACUUAUCUGGUGACGAGAUCGAAAGGUACUGGCGCGCCGUUGACUACUAUUUUGAGAAGAGACAAGACGAUCCAUAUGAUGAAGGCCUAUGGCACAACGACGAAGGCGAAUGGAGAGGGAAUCCCGCCACAUCGCAGGUCGUAUGCCUCGCCAUCAAUCGCGCUCAUCAAUUGGACGCGGAAAUCGAGCCGAACGUUAGAAAGGCUGCCCGAGCGGCGUUUCUAGAGCGAGAGGCUCGUGCUCGCGCGCGCGAGGCGGCUGCAAAGGCUCAACGGUUGGAGUACGUGGAGGUAUAG
Molecule: messenger RNA, 606 nt
Organism: Peniophora sp. CBMAI 1063
Lineage: Eukaryota; Fungi; Basidiomycota; Agaricomycetes; Russulales; Peniophoraceae
Source: the annotation of a GenBank genome assembly